CCCCACAAGAGCUCAUUGUAAGUCUUGGGUUUAUCGCUUUGCUUUCUCAGAAAUUGAAAUGGAGGGAGUGAUUGAACCGGACACCGACGAGCCGCAGGAGAUGGGAGAUGUUGAAACCACUGAGGUAUCAGAGGAGAUGAUGGAUCAGGCCAAUGAGAAGAAGAUUGAGGCCAUUGAUGCUUUAGGAGAAGGCGAUCUGCAGAAAGCCCUGGGUCUUUUUACGGAAGCCAUCAAGCUGAACCCCUGCGUAGCCAUCAUGUACGCCAAGAGGGCCAGUGUGUUCAUCCAGAUGGAGAAACCCAACGCAGCCAUCAGGGACUGUGACAGAGCCAUCAGCAUCAACCCAGACUCUGCACAGCCCUACAAGUGGAGGGGAAAAGCUCACAGGCUGCUGGGCCACUGGGAGGAGGCCGCCCGGGAUCUGGCUACAGCCUGUAAACUGGACUAUGACGACGACGCCAGUGCUUUGCUGAAGGAGGUCCAGCCCAAGGCUAAGAAAAUCAUGGAGCACAAACGCAAAUACGAGCGUAAAAGAGAGGAGAAGGAGGUCAAAGACAAGCAAGAGCGGAUAAAGAUGGCCAGAGAGGAGCAUGCACGGGCUCAGAGGGAGGAAGAAGCACGACAGGCCGGAGGAGGAUUCUUCCCAGGCGCUGCUGGGUUUCCAUCAGGAUUCCCCGGUGGAGCCCCCGGUGGAUUCCCCGGAGGAUUCCCCGGCGGUUUCCCCGGUGGUUUCCCCGGCGGAUUCCCUGGUGGAGCCCCCGGCGGAGCCCCCGGUGGAGCCCCCGGUGGAUUCCCCGGUGGAGCCCCCGCCGGCAUGCCCGGUCUCGGUGAUCUGCUGAAAGACCCAGAGCUCCUCAACGCCAUGAAGGUGAGAGAAACUGCAUAAAUCCUCCGUACCACU
Messenger RNA from Notothenia coriiceps (black rockcod), 901 nucleotides. It is a transcript of the gene st13, whose product is annotated as ST13 Hsp70 interacting protein. Gene Ontology annotation, molecular function: Hsp70 protein binding. Lineage: Eukaryota; Metazoa; Chordata; Actinopteri; Perciformes; Nototheniidae. The transcript is spliced from 8 exons. The coding region runs from base 59 to 886 and encodes 275 amino acids. The record is from RefSeq and is a predicted model, not a curated record.